Molecule: messenger RNA, 1283 nt
Organism: Acanthaster planci (crown-of-thorns starfish)
Lineage: Eukaryota; Metazoa; Echinodermata; Asteroidea; Valvatida; Acanthasteridae
Source: RefSeq, a predicted model, not a curated record
GUUCACUGGUCUAUCACCACAUCUGUGGUGUUUACAGACAACAAGCAAUAUCCGACAAAUUAUCAUACCACUAAUUCUCAGCCGAAAGGGGACAGCCUACUAUCAAGACUGUUUUCACACUAAUCCGGACCCAGUGAGUCCCAAGCUGGACCAAGAGAGGACGCCGAUGUCCCGACAACGGAGGCUCCUUUGGAGGGAACUGCAUUUCGCUGUCCUGGACUAUUACGAAAUACACUCAUGACGGAGAGGGGUGUCACUGAUCUUGGAAAAAAAGAACAAAGCAAAAUGGCUGCCAAGGUGUUCUUUGUGAUCUUCGCUCUGGCCGUGCUGACUGCAUUCGUCAUGGCCGAAUAUAAUGAUGACUUUGAGGGCUUCGAGGACGACGCCCUCGUUGAGAUGGUAAAAAGGGGCAAGAAGGCUGCCUACCACCAUUGCAUUGACAAGUACGGCAACCCUUGCCUCUGUAACAGGAAAGGUGUCCCUAAGGUGUGCCAGUAAUCCACCAGACUUCACUCCCGACAGGCGAAACUUAAUCCAAGAGUUUUGAGGGCUCUUACUGAAUGCAGAUGUCUGUUAAUUCUCUAAGACGAAAAUGUUGGUGAAUGUAGUUGUUUCAUCGCAUCUUACUUGAUAAAUACUACCCUGUAUUCACUUGGUUGACGUUCAACCUGUAAUACCUUUUUCCAAAAGCUGAUGUUUAAUAGUGAGUUGUCAAACUGUUAUCAGUCACAUAUCCGCAUAAAUACCGGUUUUACCAGAAAUAUAUGUGAUCAGAACUCCGUACAAUCCUCCGAACUCCACCUUGCACACGUCCUAUUCACUGCGUACAAGGAAAUUAACUUCUCUUAGAAUCGUAACUUGUUUAUGCAGGCACACCUAGGAAAAACAUAAUGGGGGCCAGACGAAGCAAGCUUCGUUCCCUUAAGUAUAUUAUCUCGCUGCAUCAUGUUGGUUACAACACUCUACCUUGCGCGAAAGGGAGAGAACACACAAGGGUAGCCCAUGGGGACGAGGCUGCAGAGAGGCCUCGUCCGGUGUAUGUUUUGUUUGACGUCUAUGUACUGGACGCUGAGCUGGUGGUAGUUUAUACAUGCAUUCCACGUGCGUGUUGAUUAACAAAAAUCAGCUGGCAGGGUGACGUCACCCUACGUGCAAUUUGGUCACAAAAUAUAUGUUUAGCCUAAAUCAUAUCCUUUCCAAACGGGGCGCCUCUGGUUUCCUUUGUAGUAAGUCUACCGUUGCUGUGAAAUAAAGUCUUUUAUUAGUAUCAGCAGUAAAUGUUC